AUGGACUCUUGGAACGCAUUUGCAAGCAGAAGUAAUCUAUUUUUCGACUCAUAUGAAAUCUCCAGAUUCGACAGAUUUGAAGAAGGAGCCCUCAUCACUUCUGAUAUAAAUUCUAUGACUGACGGGGUACUUCACAAUCUUCCGAAUGCCACGGAGUCCUUCCCCGAUGCAAGUUAUGGAAGUGAUAUUCUAAAUAUCAUGGAGUGGUUUCUGAGUGAUCCCGAAGCGUGUGGAUCCACAAUGUUCAUUAUAAUGAAACGUUUACCGAAUACACAGGACAUUUCACAAAUGGCAUCUUUACUUCAACAACGUCAUUCUCAUAUCACAGCAAGUUACUGGCUACCGUCAAUCUGGCCGUUGUUCCUCGUGUACUCUGUCAAUGCUAAAGUUUCUGGAACUGAAUCAAUCAGUCUCCCAUCUUUUAAUGCUCCAUUCAAUGGCAAUUACUACUUUGGAAUGACUCUUCAGGACCAUGGGCCACUGGAUACAUUCAGAAUGCUCGAUUUAAAAUGGUAUAACAGCGGAUCUUUAUUUUCCGGUGGUUGUCAGGAGACAUUAGAGCAUCACAUCAAUUGGGGAAAUGAUACUUACAUAGGAAAGGGUUCAUACCAAUUGGAUGCUGUGAACUAUGAAAUGACAUUGGGAUUCGAGUUCUCGGAUAACAAGGAACAAAUUCUUCAGAUCAGAUUCUAUAGUUAUGACUCGAUCGACUACUGGCUUCCAUACGAUAACUGA
Caenorhabditis remanei is the source of this 735-nucleotide messenger RNA. RefSeq lists its product as uncharacterized. The record is from RefSeq and is a predicted model, not a curated record. Lineage: Eukaryota; Metazoa; Nematoda; Chromadorea; Rhabditida; Rhabditidae. Bases 1 to 735 code for a protein of 244 amino acids. The transcript is spliced from 7 exons.